GUCCGGUACGUUCUAUGAUUACUAGCAAUCACAAACAAUCACAACAAUCCCAAGCUGAGCAAAGUGAUUACGGCUGUACAUUCAUAAAUAUAUUUAUUAUGUGCAUGUUGUUACAUCAUAGAUUGACGGUGUCAUUUCCUUUCGUAUUUCCUAUUUACAAUUAAUCUCUCGAUGACUCCAAUCCACCUUCCUAUUCCUCCAAAUGGAACUGAUCGCUGAUGAGGAUACAGUCUGGGCCCUUGGAAGUACGUCCCCAGAUACGGAACCAGUAUUCGUUCUGGUUGGGACCUUGGUUUUCGGGGAAGACGACCUCGACGGUCUUGGAAAGUUCAGUAGCGGGAGUUUGACCGACGUAGAGAUCCUUAAUGAGUCCAGAGCUGUUGAAGAGCUCGAUAGCAGAGAAGUUUACGACCAGAGAAUCACCAACCUGCCACUUGACGGCAACAGAGUCACCAACUUUGAUAGUAGACAUAUUGAGAGGGUCGAGGGCAAAUCCGUCACAGAUAGCAAAAGGGUCUUCAUCUCUAGCCACGGGAGCAGCCUGGGUAGCCACGAAGAAGGAAGCGGCCAAAGCGAUGAGGUAUUUGGGAAUAUACAUUGGGGAUAUUGGUUGAAAGUGUUUGUUGAAUUGAAGAAAAAUAGCAGUGGCAACAACAGCCUUUUUAUAAGCACAGACGCCUCCAGGGACAAUGAAAAUGUGAUAUGUUCGGUAUGGCGGUGUUUGAAAGCACGGCAAUGUCUAAGACCUACAGCCGGCUGAAAUCGUUUGGCAAAUCCACCAAAAUCAUCAGUUUGGCUUGACCAGCCCUUCAUCCUUGCGCUAUUCUACUCAUUCCAUCCCUCGUUUUCCUUUGAUUUGCUCCUUCUUUGACCAUUUGAAGCGGGGCAUCAAAAUGCGAAUUGUUUCAUGCGCAUAUUGUUCACACAGUAGAGCAGGAUGGGGGCUGGAUAGUGUGUGAAUCGGAGAAGAGCGAAGUAGAGCUGCAUUGAAGUCGGACGGCGCGGAGCUCUAAUGGAAACGACUGAAACAUGACGUUACAGACCUUAGCCACUUGUUUAACCCCACAGAAACCACUUUUCCUUUUAUUC
Molecule: messenger RNA, 1089 nt
Organism: Umbelopsis ramanniana AG
Lineage: Eukaryota; Fungi; Mucoromycota; Umbelopsidomycetes; Umbelopsidales; Umbelopsidaceae
Exons: 2
Coding region: 203-760 (185 amino acids)
Source: RefSeq, a predicted model, not a curated record